Messenger RNA from Amblyraja radiata (thorny skate), 3134 nucleotides. RefSeq lists its product as uncharacterized. NCBI's taxonomy places the organism in Eukaryota, Metazoa, Chordata, Chondrichthyes, Rajiformes, Rajidae. The record is from RefSeq and is a predicted model, not a curated record. The transcript is spliced from 20 exons. The coding region runs from base 888 to 3134 and encodes 748 amino acids.
UUUGUGGAAUCUUGUGCAGAAAUGACUAUUAUAGUGGUCACGGUGUACAAUUGGAGACCUGGAGCCGCGAGAGAAAUUGUUUUAAUGUAAAAUGUAACUCCCCUCUUUCCCCUCCCUCUCUGAAAGUGAUUCGCCGCUCGGUGUGUUGUUCGACAUGCGCCUUCCAACCAUAAUUGACAGCACAAACCACCAACGAGGAUCUGGUCGGCGUUCCCCGCUCCCCAAUUGUAAGGCUGGGUGAAUAAUAGGCGCUGAUGGAGCCGCACCAGCAGGUACUAUGUGUAUUAGUAUCCGGGCAGCUGCGACUUUAUGUCAAGAUUGCAACUUCUUAAACAUGUCCCCCCCCCCCCCCCAAAAAAAAACCCCAGCAAAGAGCAGGCGCCGUUUCUUGCCGAAGGAGCCGCGGGCAUGUUUGCUCCAUGCACUGGAAAGCUGUGACAGAGGCAAUCAGUUUGGAGAGCUGUAUGAAUGCUUGCUGAAAUAAAUUGGGCGGAAAAAAACACCCCAUCUCCACCACGGACUUUGACACACAGCGCCACGAAAUAGACAAUAACAUGCGUUUUGAAAAGCAGCAUUUUAAAAUGCAGGGGGUUUGCUGGCGAGAGUUUGGAGUGUUGCCCCUUUGGAGUUGUGCAGACAUGCACCCGGGACGUGUGCUGCAUCGGGGUUUCAACUUGGACAACUACAGAUUUUCUGCAUUUCUUGGCAAGUGUUUCCACAGUUGAAGUCUCGGCUGCAACUUAUGUAACUAACUGGCCGGACCCUGGGGAGUUCAGCUCGUUUGGUCCCCGACUGGCCGCAGACAGAAGGCAAAGCCCACCAAGUUUGCAAGGGUGAAAUGAAGCAAUUUGUCUCUCCUUUUUUGAGGCAACUCCAACUUUUACUCGAUGGCUCCCAGUGAGUUUUCGGGGAUGAUUUUUGUCGUCAGUCCACGGGCUUGCUUGAAGUUCCAGGCAAAUGUUUUUGACAGGAGCAGGUGCCAGAAUUGCUUCAAGCCCUUUGAUCUCCACCGACGAGACUGCGGUCGCGGUGACAACCAGUUGCAAUAUGGCGGUCUCGGCCCGGAUCAGCAAGCCAGCGCACUUAACCAGGGGGAUGUACGACUCGCGUCUCCAGGCUGCAGUCUCUGCUGUAGAACCAUCUCCGAGGAGGUGACUGCCAGCUGGCAGGUGGGAUCGAGAAUGCACAGUCACCUGAGCGGUUACAUUGCCAGGAAGUGGGCUGAGGAGUCGACCCCUUGGGUCUCGCCGUUGCCCAGCGGGGCGGGGACCAGGGGCCACACGUCGAGGGGAGAGUGGACGCUGGGCUCUAGUGCCCCCCAGCUGCGGGGCGAGAGCAGGGACAAGGACACCCACGCCGACAACUCUGCCUGGCUCCAAUCGCGCAGCAGAACAAACUCGGUGGGCUCGCGGGGCAUGGACGUGGUGAGCGUGGAGCGCGUCGCUGGCCGCAAGGCCCGUGUGGAGAGCGGCUACUUCUCCUUGGAGCGGGCCAAGUCGGACUCCGUCCACGGCCUGUGCCCGGCGGCAGGCGUGCGGGCGGGGGAGAGCCGGGGGGGCCCCAGCUCCUCGCCCACAACUGCGCCCGGGCUGCUCAACCUGGGCCGCCUCACCUCCUCGCAGAGCUCCUUCGAGUCGGAGACCAGCUGGGGGACGGCGGCCAGUGCGGGCAGCUCGGACCACCGAGCCUCCCGCCGGGACUACAGCGCGCUGGCCGACAUCCCCAAGACCAAGAGGAUCAGCGGCCGCGACAAGCUGGAGCAGGACUGCAAACAGCUGGCGCCACGGGCGCGCAACCGCAGUCCCGGUCGCGAGGAGGUCGAUCGGUUGUUUGGGCAAGAACGCAGGCCGGUCAGCGAGACGUACCGCGAGUUUGCCCCCGGCACCGCGGGUGGGACGGGAAGAGAAGCGACCGCCUCCCAUCGGCUAGACGAAGAAUCGAGAACGAGUAAGGUCUACCCCAGGAAAUUCCAGCAGAAGGAGACGGAACGAGAAAUCCCUCAACAGCCUUUCUCCAGCCUCUUGAAGAGCAAAAUGCGAGAUCCUCCCACCAGUGCUAAGUACGACAGGCCUGACCGAGGCCUCACGAAACAGGUCUCCUCAUUCUCGAUGACCAGCAAAGACAAACAUCGAUUCCUAACUCAGCAACACGAUAAGGUGGAUACAAAGACUUACUCGCACAAAGAUGAAGUGAAAAUGUGCACUAAAUGUUCUCGUGUUGCUUCAGACAUUAAUAAGGCAGAUAGAAAGUUUUCUAAAGAAGACUCGAGUUCUUAUUCUGGGUAUCUGCAGUCUGCCGCCAAGAUGGACAACCGAUUCCCCUCGCCGGAACAGAGCGCCCACUCGGGAUACCAGCGAUCUACUGCCAAACGAGACCAGGUGGAAACUAGCUUCCCCGAGAGGACUCCGCACCCAGCAUAUGUACGGGCUUUCUCCAGGAGUGAUCGGGUUGAUGCAGGUAUUUCCUCAUUAGAAGAACAGAAACCAUACACGGGAUACCUAACCAGAAGUGAUCGGGUGCCUCUCAAGCUCAACUCAAUAGAAGAAUCAAGCUCUUGCGUCGGAUAUCACAAGACUUCCCUGGCUGAGAGAGGAUUCUCAACCAGGGGCAACUCCGCCACGCCAAACAAGGAUGUCUACCCCCAGACAGCUGACAAGCACGAGAAGACCGAGAGAGGAUUCCCGAAUCGGCCCACUUCCAACUCGCUGCACAAAGAUCUCCGGCAACAGGCGGCCAACAAGGACAGUAAGACUGACAGAGGAGUCUCGCUGAGGAGCAACGUGGACUCGCCCGGCAAAGAUGUCUACCCACAGACCACCACCAGGCUUGAGAAGACUGACAGAGGAUUCUCGAACAGACCCACUUUAAACUCUCCGAACAAGGAACUCUAUUCACCGACACCCGACAAGCCCAACAAGAUCGUCCAUGGAAAUCCCAUGAGAUCCAGAUCGCCGCCUCACCUCCCUAGGCACCAGAUUUUCCAGAAAUCGGUGGUGGACCCCGAACGGGGAUUGCCAGCUGCUACGGCAGAUAGAAAGUUUUCUAAAGAAGACUCGAGUUCUUAUUCUGGGUACUGCAGUCGCCGCCAAGGUUGGUUUUAUACAAGGAUACACAAACGCUUUCAAACCACGUGA